AUGGAGGCUGGCGAGAGAGACUGCGCCGGCGGCUUCCACUCCACCUCGCUCAUGAAGGCGGCAAGGAAUGACCAGCCGGAGCUCGUGGAGAAGGCGCUCGAGUGCACCGCCAACAAUAUAGACGCAGUCGGCAGUGACGGACGCACGGCCCUGAUGAUCGCUGCCGCGUUGGGCCACCUGAGGGUCGUGCGAGCACUGUGCAACGCCGGAGCCGACCUCAACCUCGUCGAUGGUAACGGCCGCUCUGCGCUCGACGCCGCUAUUCGCAGCGAGCAUGCCGAGAUUGCGGCGCUCCUGAGCAAAGAGGCUGCAUCUCGAGAAGCGCUUUGGGCGGCCAUCAACGGGGUGUCGGGCGAACAGAAGCCGAUGGACGCGGGGCCACCGGCCAUGCCGGCUGGGCUGGCCGAAAUGCUGGCGCAGGCCGGGGGCAGCAUGCCGCCCGCGUCGCGAGAGGCGCCGUUUUAA
Molecule: messenger RNA, 465 nt
Organism: Emiliania huxleyi CCMP1516
Lineage: Eukaryota; Haptophyta; Isochrysidales; Noelaerhabdaceae
Exons: 2
Coding region: 1-465 (154 amino acids)
Molecular function (GO): protein binding
Source: RefSeq, a predicted model, not a curated record